AUUCAGACCUCGAGUAGACACGACACCUUCUGAGGAACCGUCUGAGAAAGCUGUGCAACACUUCAGUUAAAAUCCAGAUUGAACACACACAAUGGCGACUGUUGGACAGACUUUUCAGAGUAACAUGGUUCAGUCUCACCAGCCGCAGAUUUUUACGUUUCUGAAAGGACAGCCGAAAGCUCUCGGGACGGUCCAGAUAAUGAUUGGAAUGAUAACUUUACUGUUCGGAAUUGUGUUGGUGUCAGACCCUCCAUAUGCCCCAGUUUCUGUUAUUAGUGGAAAUGUUUUCUGGGCCUCCAUAUUUUACAUCAUCACUGGCUCUUUGUCUGUCGCUGCAGAAAGCAAUAUUCAGAAUUGUCUGGUGCAGGGAUCGCUGGGAAUGAACGUGGUCAGUGCCCUGAUGUCAGCAGCAGGCAUCGGAGUAUUGACUACAGACCUUUUCCUACAAUAUUACUGCUAUUCUUAUCAGGACUGUUACAGGUUUGAGGCACGCUCCAAAUCCAUCAGUGCAGUGCUGCUGAUUUUCACCAUUCUUCAAUUCAUCAUCUCCAUCUGCAUCUCGGUGUUCGCCUGUAAAGCCACCUGUGACUCGGCAACCAUGGUGCCUAUUGUAACGUAUACCAACCAGGCUGUCUCUGGGAACCCACAGGUGCCUAUUUCGACAUUUGGCAACCAGGCAUUCCAAGGAGCUGCACAUAAUGUGGUGUACAUCCCACAAACCGAGGGGAACAACAUGAGCAACUCAGCGCCACAAAACUUUCAUGGAUGGUCACACAGUAGAUAAGCAGAAAAUGAUCUAAAACGAGUGUUCUAAUAAAGUAUUUAAUUAAUUUGAAUGCUAUAUAACAUGAUGUCUGUUUUAUAUCUAUUUGUGUUCAGUGCACAUAUUUGUCAGGUUAAUAAAUAUUUGGGAAUGUAAUGUUGAAAUGUAAUAAUGAUAAAGAAAUGUCAAGUCAAGUCAAGUUUAUUUCUAUUGCGCUUUUCACAACACACAUUGUCUCAAAGCAGCUUUACAGAAAUGAACAGUGAAGAUGAAUGGUGUGCAUUUAUCCCUG
Silurus meridionalis is the source of this 1055-nucleotide messenger RNA. Its product is annotated as membrane-spanning 4-domains subfamily A member 8-like. Gene Ontology annotation, biological process: cell surface receptor signaling pathway. The coding region runs from base 92 to 784 and encodes 230 amino acids. Lineage: Eukaryota; Metazoa; Chordata; Actinopteri; Siluriformes; Siluridae. The transcript has 9 exons. The record is from RefSeq and is a predicted model, not a curated record. Gene Ontology annotation, cellular component: plasma membrane.